Molecule: messenger RNA, 1002 nt
Organism: Coprinopsis cinerea okayama7#130
Lineage: Eukaryota; Fungi; Basidiomycota; Agaricomycetes; Agaricales; Psathyrellaceae
Exons: 1
Coding region: 1-1002 (333 amino acids)
Source: RefSeq, a predicted model, not a curated record
AUGGCCUUCCAUGGAGCACAUCAUUUAUCGGUGAACGGCGGAAACUUCAUCGACUAUACCAACGCUACAAUCAACUACACCACCACCAUCUACAAUUUCCACUGUCACCGCUGUGAUUCCACACUACCAGCCGUCAGGGACAGUCCCUCUGUCCCAUUUCCACCCCCUCAACACCACAGAAGUUUCACCCUCCACCAGCAACAAGAAACGAAUCCCUUCGCGAUCUUACACUCCGCUCUUGCAGCGAUACAAUGUCUGCUAAAGGGACUGCCCGAAGAAAUCCACAAGCAGCUGUACGACGACCUGGCAGAUUUCGAAGAGAUCCUAGAAGAAGCUCGCCGAAUCUUUGUGGGGAACGGCGUAACCAUGGACCGCAAGGGGCUUUUCGAGCUCGGAGCACAGCUCUCCCGUUCAGCAGAUGCGCUGCUGCACAUCCUGCGGUCAGUCGCCCAAAGCGGGAACUCAUCAACAAACAAUCCAGGCGAGGCAUACGACAUCGCCGCCAUCCGACAGCUGAUUUCUGCUGAAAGAGAAGCAAUCAGCGAAUGCCUCUGCCACUUGAAUUUGUCGGGGUCCGAAGAAACCCCUCCUAGCUCGGAGGCACACGCAAAUACGGCAACAUCGCCCACAUUCGUGUCGCCUCCGACGAACAUUGAGAACAUUACGGCCGUGAAGGCCGCUCGUACAACCAACAUGGUUGACGCAGCUUCCUCAUCGGCAGAGAUGCCCCCAAGUCCACGGGGCGAGCAGCGAUGGGGGAGCCUGCACGACAUCGCGCCACCUGGUGGAUUCUUGCUGGAGGUCCCACCUUGCCAACCAACCAAGCGGCGCUUGGAGAUCCAAGCAGGGGAUGAGGACCCGGAGGAACUGGGGAGAACCAUCCGCCGCCGACUCUGUUCAAGAACAGUUCGAGGACAGGGAUGGGUUCCCAGCGCCAGGUUUAAUCUGGACUUCCACCACACAAGAAAAGCCUGGGCGCAUGGCGCAUGGCGACCCGGCUAA